AUGAAUGAGGAGAUCAAGAACUUCAUCUCCAAAUGCGACAUAUGUAGGUCAGUGGAUCCAAAGCAACAAAGAGAGACACUACACCCACAUGACAUGGCAAGCAGACCCUGGGCCAAGGGGAUCCCGGACAUUGUUAUCUCAGAUAACGGACCCCAAUAUGCAUCACUAGAGUUUCAGCACUUCAGCCAGAAGUGGGGCUUUGAACACAGGACAUCGUCGCCGGGAUACCCGCAGAGUAACGGGAAGGCGGAGUCAGCGGUGAAGACAGCCAAGCGCCUGAUGCUGAAGGCUGCAGCAGCGAGACAGGAUCCGUACUUGGCCAUGCUGGAUCAUCGCAACACACCGAGCCAGGGCCUCAACACAAGCCCGGCACAGAGACUCCUAAGCAGGAGGACCAGGACCCUGCUUCCCACUAAGGACACUCUGCUGAAGCCAGAGGUAACACACAACGAACAGGGACUGAAAUACAACAGACAGAGACAGGAAAAGUACUACAACCGCACAGCAAAAGACAUGGACACUCUGAAAGGAGGGGACAGUGUGAGAGUACAGCCCUGGGACACACACAAGGGCUGGAGACCAGCGAAAGUGGUCCAACAGGUGAGCCAUAGAUCAUAUGAGGUGGAGUUGGAGUCAGGAGGUGUUUUGAGACGAAAUCGUCGCCACCUCAGACACGAUCUCACCAAGAGCACACUAACACAAAACACACCCACACCAACAGUGACUGAGGCGGCCAUACCACCAGGUGGCCCAGCGAACCAAGAGACGGUCACCAGGUCAGGUCGACGAGUUGUCAGACCCCACUACCUGAAAGACUAUUCUCAGUGAUUAGAGUAUGGACUAAGAAAAAAAAAAAAAAAAAAAAAUGGAGAAAUGGAAAUGUGUUGUUUUAUACACUUGUUGCACUUGUAGGAAAACUGAUGUUUUACACCUGUUGAUCUAUUAUUGCUUAUGAUGUUAGAUCUGUUAUAAAUGAACAGAGCAUAAAGUGUGUUACACUAGAAUACCUACACUCAAGGAAAGAGACUAACUUGGGAAAAGAAAAAGAAAGAUGUAACAAUAGGAUUGUUUAUUUAAGUACUGUUGUACGGGGGACUGAUUUAGAGGUUACACCGCACUGUUGUACGGGGACUGAUUUAGAGGUUACACCGGGCAUGCGGAGCAGUUCAGAUAACGUUACUAGGACAGAGAGUUGAUGACUGCACACCAAUAAAGUUAAAGUAAGCUAAACUGCUUUAAUCGUCCAUUAUGUAUAGUCUAGAUAGAGACAGAACAUAAU
Fundulus heteroclitus (mummichog) is the source of this 1279-nucleotide messenger RNA. RefSeq lists its product as uncharacterized. Gene Ontology annotation, biological process: DNA integration. Gene Ontology annotation, molecular function: nucleic acid binding. The transcript has 2 exons. NCBI's taxonomy places the organism in Eukaryota, Metazoa, Chordata, Actinopteri, Cyprinodontiformes, Fundulidae. The record is from RefSeq and is a predicted model, not a curated record. The coding region runs from base 1 to 828 and encodes 275 amino acids.